AGCUGUAUUUAUGCUGAAAAACGGAUCAGUAAGAUGUCGCUAACAACUUCAAACGAAACUUUGACAUUGAGAGAAACUCAUAUCCGUUCUCUAGAAAAGCUAUUGAAUUUAAAUCAAGAUGUUGAUGAAUUAGAAAAGGACCCUAAUUAUAAAUCGGAGUUUCCGAUUUGGAAAGUUUUGAUUUUUGAUAAGUCUGGUUCAGACACCAUAUCUUCUGUAAUGCGCAUUUCUGAGUUGAGGAAGCACGGUGUCACCGUCCACAUGAAUAUUACUUCUUCUCGUCAACCUAUAGCUGACGUUCCUGCAAUUUACUUCGUUCAACCUACGGAAGAAAAUAUUGAGUAUAUCAUUAAUGACCUCUCAAAAGGCUUGUACGAAUCUGCUUACGUCUGUUUCUCUUCCAGCAUCCCAAGAAGUCUUUUAGAAAAAUUUGCAGAACUUGCCUCGAAAUCGAAUACAAGCCAUAUGAUCAAUCAAGUUUACGAUCAAUACCUAAACUACGUAGUAUUAGAAUCUGACUUCUUCUCACUCCAGCUCCCAAGGGUCUUUCAUACAAUCCACAGUCCUUCUUCCGAUGAUGCACUGAUUGAAAACACAAUUCAAAGUACAACGAAUAGACUUUUUUCCGUUAUUGUCACUCUCGGGACAAUCCCUAUUAUUCGUUGCCCCCAAGGGUCUGCUGCUGAGUUGGUUGCUAGAAAACUGAAUCAGCGUCUAAAAGAUCACUUAAUGAAUACAAAGGAUGCGUUUAAUACUUUAAAUCCAAAAAUCCGUCCUUUGCUUAUAUUGUUAGACAGGACUGUUGACCUCGUUCCCAUGAUUAAUCAUUCUUGGACAUAUCAAGCAUUGAUCCAUGACACUUUGAAUAUGCACCUCAAUAGAGUAACCAUGGAAACUUCUAAUGAGGGAAAAACCUCUAAGCAAUCCUAUGACUUAAAUGGGAGCGAUUAUUUUUGGGAAGCGAAUGCCAAUAAACCAUUUCCAGAGGUAGCUGAGAAUAUCGACGAAGAAUUAACCCGUUAUAAGAAUGAUGCAAAUGAAAUAACAAGACGUUCUGGUGCUUCUUCGUUAGAGGAAUUUAAUGCCGAUGCAUUUACUGAUUCUGCUUAUUUGAAGACCGCGGUUAGCCUUCUCCCAGAACUUACGGCUCGUAAACAGCUUUUGGAUAUGCAUAUGAGUAUUGCGACAGCAAUUUUGAAAGCCAUAAAAGAGCGACACCUUGAUGAUUUUUUCCAAAUGGAAGACAACAUUACAGGACUAAAUAAAAGUGCUAUUCUUUCUUGCUUAAAUGAUAAAGACAAAGGCACACCGGAAGACAAGCUUCGAUUUUUUAUUAUUUGGUACUUGAGUGUUGACGCAGUUCCCAGUACCGACUUGCAAGCAUAUGAAGAGGCAUUGGUGAAUAAUGGCUGUAAUUUAGAAGCUCUUAAUUUUGUCAAAAGGGUCCGUGAAAUUACUAAAAUGACCAUGCUGGCUUCUUCCACGACGCGCCCAGUCGCUAAUCAAUCCGGUGAUAAUAUCUUUGGUGGAUUUUCGAGUCUUUCCAGUAAAUUUACCGAUCGAUUUAAGGAGGCUGGGAUUGGCGGUCUAGAAAACAUAAUUUCCGGUGUUAAAAAUUUAAUCCCCUUUAGAAAAGAUGGGACCAUAAGUUCCAUCGUUCAAAGCCUAAUGGAUCCCGGAUCUUCUUCCGUGUCCAAGCAGACAGAGUCUUAUCUAAUAUUUGACCCUAAAGCUUCCUAUGCUUCUAAUGAUCCCAGAAAUAUGAACAAACGCCAGAUAUUUAAUGAAGCUAUUGUGUGUGUUUUGGGUGGUGGUAAUUACUUAGAAUACGGAAAUUUGAUGGCCUGGGCAAAAGAACAAAAUCCACCCAAGCAUAUAACCUACGGCAGUACCGACGUUCAGUCACCUAGUCAGUUUAUGAACGAAAUGGCAUCUCUAUCAUGAGUUUAAAAAUGGCAUAUGAUAACCCUUUAGAUAUGAAAAUAAUAAAAUCUACGAACUAACCCA
Molecule: messenger RNA, 2007 nt
Organism: Schizosaccharomyces octosporus yFS286
Lineage: Eukaryota; Fungi; Ascomycota; Schizosaccharomycetes; Schizosaccharomycetales; Schizosaccharomycetaceae
Product: SNARE binding protein Sly1
Exons: 5
Coding region: 34-1944 (636 amino acids)
Biological process (GO): endoplasmic reticulum to Golgi vesicle-mediated transport; intracellular protein transport
Cellular component (GO): cytosol; Golgi membrane
Molecular function (GO): syntaxin binding
Source: RefSeq, a predicted model, not a curated record